UACAUUCUACCAACAGCAGUAGACUGAACAUUAAAUAAUGAAUAAUCUAUAACUAGAAAAACAAGAAAAACCUAAAUUGAAUCAGAGUUGGAAAAUUAGGUAGAGGCAUUAUUAUAUCUAAUUGCAUGAACUUCUGCAACAAAAGUCUUUUAUGUUCAAUAUAUGAUCAACUUCAUCUCCUCAUUUUGCAGCAUUUUCUAAUUUAUAUUCACAAAUUUAUAGUAAUAAUGUGCUAUUAGUUUGAAUUAAUAUUAAAUACACAUCCCUCUUGCUGAAAUAACUUAUUUACAACCUUCCUGAAGGUUAUGCCGAGUCAUCACCUGAGGAGAGGUAAAUAAUUUUCAAUCUAUGGUAGUGGCAGUAUUGGUCAAGAAAAAAUUCUCGUCAGUAGUCAGAGUUCCAAAUUUUGAUAGUGGGAUUCUUGAUUUCUUGAUGCCUGAAUAAAUUCUGACUCAUGAUUAGCGAUUACAAUUUAUAAACCAUCUUCAGAACUUUAUACCUACGAGUUUGCUUGUGGCUUUAGAACAGUGAAUUACGGUUGUAUUGUGAGUAGUGUAAUAUUGUGCAAUUUAUUCUUCUAUUGUUAGUGUGCUCAAUUUAGUUCAAGUGCAUAAGGUAAUUCUAUUUUGAACUUGUCCAAUCCAAAUCACAUAUUUCAACAUGAGUUUGCAGUGGACCUUGAUUGCUGGAUUUCUAUACCUAGAAAUUGCAAUUGUUCUAUUGUUGGUUUUACCUGUAGCGUCGCCAAGACGAUGGCAAAAAAUUUUCAAGUCGAGAUUCAUUCAGACAUUUUCAAAUCAAGCGGGUUGGUAUUUUGGACUUGUUCUUGUAAUUUUGGUGUUGUUUUUACUUGAUGCAAUCAGAGAAAUGAGAAAGUAUUCUACCAACGAUCAUCCCGAAGGUGCGCACUUACAUUUGGAUGCUGAAAUGCAAGGAAACAUGAGGCUCUUCCGCGCACAAAGAAACUUCUACAUCUCAGGAUUUGCUUUGUUUCUAAGUUUGGUUAUCAGGAGAUUGACCACCUUGAUUUCAACUCAAGCACAACUUCUGGCUCAAAGUGAAGCUGCUAUAGCUCAAGCAAAAUCUGCCACAACGGCUGCCAGAGAUAUCAUGAGUUCCAAGAGUUCUGGUGAAGCCGCACAGAACAGUACCAAUGAAGCUCAUGACAAAGAAAUUACAGAGUUGAAGGAGAAACUGAAGAAAACCGAAAAAGAGUUGGAGCAUUCCAAAAAAGACAAAGAGGCAAUGGUAUCUCAGUCCCAAGAUUUCUUGACUAAGUCUAUAAGGUUUUCCAGUCAACUAACUUACAAAGAAUUCAAUUAUCAAUAAGCCUUUUCAUCAAUA
Nilaparvata lugens (brown planthopper) is the source of this 1344-nucleotide messenger RNA. Its product is annotated as B-cell receptor-associated protein 31. The record is from RefSeq and is a predicted model, not a curated record. The transcript has a single exon. The coding region runs from base 661 to 1329 and encodes 222 amino acids. Gene Ontology annotation, cellular component: endoplasmic reticulum; endoplasmic reticulum membrane. Lineage: Eukaryota; Metazoa; Arthropoda; Insecta; Hemiptera; Delphacidae. Gene Ontology annotation, biological process: endoplasmic reticulum to Golgi vesicle-mediated transport; intracellular protein transport.